UGCUCGGAAGGCGGGCCGCUGGGGUCCCGAGCCGCUGCUAUCUGUUGCGCCACCGCCGCGGGAGCCGGCAGAUCCGGGUCUCGUGGCUUAGAGUGACGUGGUCAGUCGAAUCAAAACAGAGGAGGGGAGGAAGCCGGCGGCCAGGAGCAGCGGCUGGAGCGGCUUCCCGAGCAGCCGCAGCGUUCCGGAAGCUCCGGGAGGUCUUUUUACCGAGCCUCGGCUCCGGAGGACCCCCGCAUCCUCCCCGCCCCGUCGGUUGUGGUCUGGGCGGAUUUUAACAGUCAAGUUAAACCAAGCUGAGUAAUCAUGGCAGAAGGUGGAUUUGAUCCCUGUGAAUGUAUUUGCUCUCAUGAACAUGCGAUGAGAAGACUGAUCAAUCUGUUGAGGCAGUCCCAGUCCUACUGCACAGACACAGAAUGUCUUCGGGAAUUACCAGGACCUUCUGGUGAUAAUGGCACCAGUGUUACCAUGAUAUUGAUGGCGUGGAUGGUUAUUGCAGUGAUCCUGUUCCUACUGAGACCUCCUAACCUAAGAGGAUCCAGCUUAACUGGAAAGCCUCCUAGUCCUCAUAGUGGACAAGAUCCACCAGCCCCUCCUGUGGACUAACUUUGUGAUAAGGGAAGCAAAAAUUGUUAACACCGUGCACGACCACAUGAACGAAAUGACCAGAGUACUCUUAACCCCAUUAGAACUGUUUUUCCUUUUGCAUCUGCAAUAUGGGAUGGUAUUGGUUUCAUGAGCUUCUAGAAAUUUCACUUGCAAGCUUAUUACUGCUUUCUGUGUUAUCACCAUUCCUAUUUACAGUUUAUUUGAGUAAAUGAUUAUAUUAAAAAAACUAUAUGGGGCCUCUUUAGUUAUCUUAAACUUAAACAUUCCACUCAUUCUAUUUGUAACUGUGACCAUGACUUUUAUCAUUAUUUUGACCCGUUUGAGAUCUCUGCAUUUAAGUAUCUUACAUUUAGUUUUAAUAGGUUUUAAGAUUGAUUUUUAUUCAUAAGGUAUUUGUAAAGUUAUUUGGGGUUGUCUGAAGGAAAAUUAGAGCCACACUGUAUUUAUAUAUGCCUUGCUCGUCUGUUCGUUCAUGGGUAGCCGUUUUCUCUAGUACUUUGAACUGGCAAAAUUUGAAAUUUUUUGCAGAUGAUGACCGAAAUCUGUAUCAAACAGUAGUACUGGCUUACAUGGUUAGAAAAGGAGACAAAAAAUAUAUGAAAUAGUUGUUUCACUAAGUUUUUUUUACUCCCAUUAAAAAUGCCUAACAAGGAAACUUUAAAUAAGAAACACAAUUUAAAUAUGGUAGAUUUACAGUCCAUUAACAUUUGUAAUCCACUGCUCAUAAGAGGAGGAAAAAAAUGUUUAUUUUCUUCCUGUGUGAUGUAAUCUGUACAGCAAUAAUUUAAGAUAUAAUUUAUUUUAAAAGGGGUACCUCUCAGGAAGCUUGUUUUCUGUUGUAACACUUCCCUGUUAAGUGAAAUUAUUUUGAAACUUGGGGGAGCUUGGUUACUGACAUUUGCGUCUUUUCUUUUUCUUCUGACUUGACAAAUACUAAAUGGUUUUUUGAUAAAUUCUGAAGGGAAAAGAAAACGAAAACCAGUCAGGCAUCUUUUUCAUACACUUUAUCUCAUCCUUGUUUGGUAAUGAGUAGGAUCGGUAGGGGAGAAACAUUAAGUAAAAAUUUGAGACGUAUACUACAAAGUAAAAGGCUGUGUUGUUUUUGCUCACUUACAAUGGCAUAAGAAAGUUCUGGAAUUUUUCCCUAACAAAUGAUUGCAGAUGAUUUGUGGGGGCUAGCAGAUACUUCACUAUCAAUGUAAGGGUUCCCCCCCCCCCACCUCACCACCAGUCUGUCUAGCCUUUUCACUGUAUAAGUCUAAGGAAUUACUUGUAUGAUUUGAAUAAACUUCUAUAUCAUUGUG
This is a messenger RNA of Erinaceus europaeus (western European hedgehog), 1913 nucleotides long. RefSeq names its product small integral membrane protein 14 (gene SMIM14). Lineage: Eukaryota; Metazoa; Chordata; Mammalia; Eulipotyphla; Erinaceidae. The transcript is spliced from 5 exons. Bases 307 to 606 code for a protein of 99 amino acids. Gene Ontology annotation, cellular component: endoplasmic reticulum. The record is from RefSeq and is a predicted model, not a curated record.